AUGGUGUUCGGGUGGGACAGGAAGAUCAUGGGAGCUGAUGUGAGUGCAUUCUGUGAGUCUUGCUCUAUGCACAUCCAAGAGAAGACAGGCUUCGAGGUUUGCAUCCGGCCGAAGCAACCUCCGGAUAUGUUCCACAUGCUGGAGAACAUCGGUGAGCAUACUUCCGUGGAUUGCCCCGCUCCGCUUUUGGCCGCCGGCAAUUGUAUCCUGGCAGCCUUGUACCACCUAGGCUUCGGAGAACAGGCUCUGGCUAUGGAAGGCCGUCGCGAGCACCCACAUCACCUGUACUUCCAAAGAAGAAAGCAUCGCACCUAUGAACAGGUAUCCCAAGGUUGCGACGUGCCGAUGUCGCCGCGCUUCUGCUUGGACGGAGCUGAGGCUUCAGCGGUCAAAAGUGUGUUCGUGUAUCGGUCACCAGCAGGUGCCAAGAUCUUGAUGCACAUCGUCAGAGACGGCAAACCCCACUGUGUUGCUGUGGAGUUCGCAGGUCAGGACAAGGUCCAUGUGAAGAACGGACGCAUGGGUUUUUCCGUGACGCGGGCCUCUUUCCAGACAAUCGUCGAUACGGCAACUUAUGUGAAGCCGCUGGUCUUUUUCUUCCUGGCAGAGUAUGAUGAGAAGAUUAACUCCCAACUUGCAUCAAGUGAGGACCUAGCAUCCCUACUGGAGAUGCAAGCCGCAGGUGACAACGGAGACGACGGCCUGGAUCUCGUCAUCGAUGUGGACGACAACCGUGACAUCCUGCCAAUGGAGGCAGGCGAGGACGAGUCUGGGGCAGAAGAGGCAGAGGAGCACAUCACGAAGGUAGCUGAUGAAAUCCUAGCUGCCAUGAAGGUCGAGGUUGGCAAGUGGCUGCGCAGUGCAGCCAACCAUCAAAUCAAGGCCGAGGAAGGCGUGUUCAGAUGUCCCUUGUGCCCUUUUCGGUCCUGGCCGACACAGCAAUCCAAGAGCAGAGUUCUGCAGCACAUGCAAAAGCACCACGUGCAGGGCAAGCAAUAUGUGCCAAGCGGAACUAAGCAGCUGAAAGUCACUAUUGCGCUGCAUGACUGCGACCAAUGCCGACGUCGCACUCGCCAACCAAAUUUAUUGAAGAGAAGCGCAGCAAUGUUGCGGUCCACUGUUUCGCCGCCUUUGUCUUCGAAAGAUAUGAACAUCGACAGGCACAUUCGGCUCGUCCUUACAGGACACGGACCACAAUACUGGAACGCGGAAACAGUUUUCAAUCCUUCGUUGAGGCGAGUGCGCAACAUGUACUACACGCAUGAGUUCGCACAAAUGUUGUUCCAGGAUAUUCUUACAUGCGAUGCAAAGGUUUAUGCUUUGCACGCGCGCAUGACCGCGCGCUUCCCAGGGGAGGUUUCCAGUCUUCUGCCACGCCACUCCAGACAUUGGUGGCCGCUCAUUGAGGACGUUUUCUCCUCUGGAAAAGUGACAGGCAUCUCUGCGCAGCUUGCAAAGGAACUCCUGGACCAUGAAGAGAUGCAGGCAAUCAGCAUCGAUGCAACUCUUCGAUGCUGUUUGCCAAUCCUGGGACAGGUGCACCCGCGUGCAAGCAAGAAGCUGAAGGACAUUGCUGUGUUUGCAGGCGAAAUGGCGUUGACCAGAGUGCUGACAUGCCGAGGACGCACCAACGCCGUGCUCCUCAUGGACACCGUUGCUGGCGACGACAGCGAGCAGGUGGUCAAAAGCCUGACCGCGAACUUGUCCGCCGCCGCCUUGGCACAUGUCCAAUUCGUCAGCGUGGACAAUCCUUCGUACAAGUACUGGCAGGCGCUGCGGACAGUGUGCCCAAAUCUGCAGGUCAUGAUGCUGGACCCCACUCAUCUGGCGAUGACAUUCGAGUACGCCUCCAGCAGGAAAAGGACGCCAGGCUCCAAAGCUCUUCGGGCUGUCUUACAAAAGCUUUCUGCAGUUGAUCUCUCUGCAGAUGCGAGAUCCUGGGGGCUUGUGCACACUGGUGCCAACUCAAGACCUUUGACAGUGGAAGAAAGAAGGGUUCGAAACCAGAUCGAGGACCGGUCAAUGCGCAAAGCAGACGCCGCGAAGAUCCUCAACUCGCUGGAGGUGGACAAGCGCUUCUACUUGCGAUUGGAGUGGAUCAAAGCCGCCAAAGCCCUUGCUUGCCGCUAUCGCAUCAGUCAUCAGUGCAUCGCGACGAGCUAA
Messenger RNA from Symbiodinium sp. CCMP2592, 2163 nucleotides. NCBI's taxonomy places the organism in Eukaryota, Dinophyceae, Suessiales, Symbiodiniaceae. The record is from the annotation of a GenBank genome assembly.